Molecule: messenger RNA, 1302 nt
Organism: Pediculus humanus corporis (human body louse)
Lineage: Eukaryota; Metazoa; Arthropoda; Insecta; Psocodea; Pediculidae
Product: ankyrin repeat domain-containing protein 13C, putative
Exons: 6
Coding region: 1-1302 (433 amino acids)
Cellular component (GO): cytoplasm
Molecular function (GO): protein binding
Source: RefSeq, a predicted model, not a curated record
AUGGCGGAUGAAAGUGAGAGUUAUCCAUUGCACGAAUGCGUUUUUAAAGGUGACGUGAGAAAACUAUCUUUAUUAAUUAGAUUAAAUGACAUUAGCAAGAAAGACAAACAUGGAAAUACAGCAUUACAUUUGGCAGUUAUGCUUGGAAGAAAAGAGUGUGUCCAAUUGUUGCUGGCUCAUGGAGCUCCAGUUAAAGUAAAAAAUUUGGCUGGAUGGAAUCCCCUAGCUGAAGCUAUUAGCUAUGGGGACAGGCAAACCAUAUGUUCAUUGGUGAGAAAAGUUAAGCAGCAAGCUAGAGAGCAAAUGGAAGAGAGGCGUCCCAAUCUUGUAAAAGCUUUAAAUCAAAUGGGUGAUUUUUAUAUGGAAUUGAAAUGGGACUUUCAAAGUUGGGUACCCCUUGUUUCUAGAAUAUUACCAUCUGAUUUAUGUAAAAUAAAUAAAAAGGGAUCUUGCAUAAGACUCGAUACAACAUUAGUCGAUUUUAACGAUAUGAGAUGGGAAAGAGGAGAUAUUUCAUUUAUAUUUAAUGGAAACGAAAGGCCGAAUAAUUCGUUAACAGUGCUAGACAAUAAGGCGAACAUAUAUCAAAGAGUUAAAUAUGAGGAAAGUGAAGUGGAAAUAGAAGAUGAAGUAGAUAUAUUAAUGUCAUCAGACAUAAUGGCUGCUCAAAUGUCGACUAAGUCAAUCUCUUUUAGUAGAGCUCAAACGGGAUGGAUUUUCAGGGAAGCACGAAAGGAAAUGGUCGGAUCUUUUCAAGCUGAUUUUUAUGUGAUAAACGGAAUGCUUUUGGAGUCUCGUAAAAGGCGAGAACAUUUAACUGAAGAAGACUUGCAAAAGAAUAAAGCUAUAAUGGAAAGUUUAACCAAAGGCUCUGCCUCAGCUUUGGAUUCCAACGGAGAACCUAGCAGAAGAGCUUCUUUAACUCCUCCUCCGGAAAGUAAAGUUACCUGGAACGAAUACAUAUCAGCAGAACCUGGGGAGCAUCCAACAUUAGGAAGAGAAAUAAUGUACAAAGAAAGUACAAAAGCUUUUAGACCUACAUUAGCAAUGAGCCAGGAUUUUCCAUUAACGGUUGACAUGCUUUUAAACGUAUUGGAAGUGAUUGCUCCGUUCAAACAUUUCAACAAAUUAAGAGAUUUUAUACAAUUUAAGUUACCCUCCGGAUUUCCCGUCAAAUUAGAUAUACCUAUAUUGCCGACCAUAUCGGCAAAAAUCACAUUCCAAGAAUUCGAAUUUCGAAAUAAUAUAUCACCGGAACUUUUUGAAAUCCCUCCACAUUAUGUUGAAGAUCCCACAAGGUAA